CUGAACGCGAGUGACGCCGGCACCGCUGCUGAACCGGAGACAAGUUGCUGCCGGUGCACACCCCCUCCCCUUCACUGAGAGAAGCGAAAACGAGUAACAUCAAAAGGGGGCACACACACACACGAUAGGAGACACAAGAAGAGGAUUGCAGAAGAAAGCAAAUAAAGGAUCACACUAUACCGGCAAACAGUGCCUGCUGUAGCCGCACACACGCACGUACGCGCGCACACACCGUCACGCUGCGGGAUCAAUGAGUGUAAAGAGAGACACCGGUGCGUAAAGUUGACGAGUUGGCCUGCACGUCUCCCCCUCCCAUUGUCAACAUCAUUACUGCUGUGCUCCCGAGCUCUCGGCUCCAGAGUGGAUUUCAGAACCCGACCGUACAGUCUUUGUCUGCGGAUGAGCGAGGCUCGUUGUAUGGUGCGGUCACCAGCGGAGACACUGGAACAGACGAGCCACCUGCGUGUGGAUGACAUGGAUUUGCUUUUGCUACAGCGCAAACUUGCCGCGGUUUUUUAAAAAAAAAAUAUAUAUAUAUAUGUAUAUUUUUUUGACUGUUUGAGUGUUUUUCAUUUGAUUUUAUUUAUUGCAAACAUUCUUCGAUUUACUAUUAAACGACCGCUGAGAUUUCAAGACUCAUCGUGCGGAAUUACAACCAUGAACUUUGUUGUCACUUUGGUACAAAUCCUUUUGGCAGCGGUUCUUCAUCUACCCUCAGUAAAGACUGCCAGCAUUAACAAGGGAGUGGAGAAGAGUAAAAAUGAGGUCAUCUCUCUCGAGAAAGUCAUCACCAAGAGUAUGUGUCAGCCCAGGGAGGUGCUGGUGGACAUCUUCCAUGAGUAUCCAGAGGACACAGAACACACUUAUAUCCCUUCCUGCGUGGUUCUUAACCGCUGUGGAGGGUGCUGCAACGACGAAGCAAUGGAGUGUGUACCCACAGAAUCCAGCAACGUCACAUUGCAGGUAAUGCGGUUUAGACCACUGGUAACGCAACAUACUAUCCACCUAAGUUUCACAGAGCAUAAAAAAUGUGAAUGCAGAAUGAAGUCAGACAUUCAAGCAAAGAAAGAAUACCACUGUGCUCCUUGCUCAGAGAGAAGAAAGCGCUUGUUUGUGCAGGACCCUCUCACCUGUAAAUGUUCCUGCAAAUUCACACACUUAGACUGCCAGUCCAGGCAACUUGAAUUAAACGAAAGAACUUGCAGAUGUGACAAACCGAGGAGAUGAGACCAGCAACACUGUUAUGAAGGAAUUCUUUUCUUGGCACAGCACUUUGAAACCUGAGGAUGCAUUCCCUGCAAGGACACGAAAUGACAACGCAAGACAGGACAUUCUGGAUGCAGAUCUUGCCACAGUCUAUUUUCCACCUAAAGAUGUUAAUAUAUAUGUACAUAUACAAUAAGUACAUCGACAAUGUGUAUUGCUGCUACAUAAAAAGACACUAUUUAAAGAGAAACGAGUGCGCCACCGGCGUGUGAAUGGGAAAUGUUUCAGUGGCGUUCUGCCCAUGGGUAGAACUGGUACAAGAGAUCUUUUAUUUUAUGUAUCACUUCACUGGAUGCUGGUCUGCUGUGGAUAUGAAUAUCGUAAUAUUUCUAAGUAAGAAAAACUGGUAACUUCAUUGAGCGGUGCAGUAGAAGCCAAACCCGCCUCUGAAACCUGACAGAAUAGUCUGAGAACAGACAGAGGGAGGACAAGGAGGUGGAGGUGGAGGAACGCCUGUUGUACUUGAACUAAAUGGCAGGUCCAAGAACUGUUUCCCUCUGUGACAUGAUGUGAAGAAUCCAGCUGGUGUGAGAAAACACCUAAAAAAGUCUCUCAGAGUUUCCUGAAGUGACUGUGGACACAGGUUACAUAACGCGGUGAUGGAUAAUGUGAAGAUGACCUUCUUUCCUCGUGGAAGGGUUAUGCGACGAUGGCAAGAACUGGACUAAAGGCUCGCUAAUGGUGAAGUUUUGCCGAGUAAAAAGAUGUUUGGUUUGGGUUAGGGUUGGGCCUAUCCUUCAGUGUGGGCAGUUUAAUGUUGGAGCAAAGUUUCUUUCAGGGUUAAAGGUAACAGACCACUACCUGUUUUUGGUCCUGAGUCCUUCAAGUAACCCUUCCUUGGCGGGAAAACAGAUGUUAUUCUUCUUUUUGUGCACAGAGUUUAUUUACAUUUUGAGGUAUAUUGUUCCUUUCACCAAAUGUCUUGAGACCAGGCUGUCUAAAGGGAUAUUGCUGUAGGUAAAUACGGAGACAAGUAGUAACUAAAUGAGCUGAUGAGCUGCAAGUUCAGAUCAGCAUCUCACUGUAUAAACCCACAACCUUCCUUAUUUCCUUAUUUAAUGGCUCUGUGUGUUCCAAAGAAAUAGGCAGGCAUCCACAACAGAGCAGUUUAUCAUAAACGAUCUGUAUAUACUUACAAGAUAUCCCUUUGUCUAGCACACUACAUCUAAUUUAUAGAAUAUGUUCAGUAUUCUGUGCUCUGAUAUUUAUAUACAGUGUUAUAGUUGUUUUUGUUUGUAUUCCUCAACUGUUCUCAAUCUGUCCAGAGAUUGAAUGGAGAACACGUGUGACUGUAGGCUCCUUUUCUGUGGGAAAAAGGACUGAUAGACAAAGCUUUGACAUUCCUGAUUUCAACUAAAGCUGUGUUACUCACCAGCCGGAGGGGGAUCAUGGUGGGCCUGUUGACCGAUAGAAACCCCAGCCUGCGAAAUAUGCGUGCCUGAUGCGCCAACACAGGUGUUUUUCAUUUUGGACUGGGGUGGUGGACAUGUGGUUUUGCACUUGUGGGCCGAGGACACGUCAUAUGGAGGACUGGAGGAGUCUCGUUGCUGCUGCUCAGCUCGAUUUGAAUUUACUGAAGACUGUCCAAUCAGAGUGACCCCUCUAGUCUCAGCGGUGGUGGUAGGCGGCACAGAUUUUUCUGACUUCGACCCAGGCGCUAACAUAAUGUCCUCACUCAUUAGUCAUGCCCUUGAGAUAGUAACACAUGGACAGGAAUUAAUCAUUUGUGCUCGUGAAUUAAUAACUAGUGUGCCUAAAUGAAGAGUUUUUUUUUUUUUUUUUUUUUACCCCUAUCCUUAAAUGAAACAAUCAUGGAAAAUACUAUGAAGGAAUAUCAAAGGUAACAUUUUAUUAAUGUCUAAAACCUUGAAUGCAGGAAGUUCAUGUAUUUCAGUCAAGUACAGCAGCCUGGGCAGCGGCCUUAAGCUUCUAACUUUGAUGCUCUGCUUUCUCCUUGGGCUUCCUUCUUGUAAGUGAAUUGCUCCAUGGUCAAGAUAGCAGUAGAACAUAUUAUGACAUAUUAUGACUUUUGGACUGUUAUUGACACUUUCAAUAUGUCACAUUGUGGUAAGGUUUAGGAAAAUAUUUUUUUUAGUUUUUUUGCACAACUUAAAUAAAUACAAAAAUAACAAGGUUAACAAACAUUAUACAGUGCAGGAAGAGACAGAAAACCCAGAAGGGUUAUCUGAAGCCUUCUCUUAAUUAAUAUUAAUAUAUCACAGAAUUAUAGAAAACGUAAUUGAAAUACAAAGUUACGUAAUGUGAAUAUUUGAUUUGAGAGUACAAGCUGCUAGGUCACAAUUCGAAUCAUUCUACAUUCUGUUUGCUCCACACAGCAGUGUGUGUGCAACCAGCAGCCUCAGCUGGCCAACAGAGUAAACAUGGAGUGCCGAACAACACCCAGUGUCAACUGCAUGUCACUGUGAGUGUUGACUGUACUUAGAUAAGUGAAGUGAAUGACUUAAUGAUAUCAAUUUAAAGUGAAUUAAGUCAGUUAGAAAAAGGCACAUCGGCACCAAAAUACUAACUGAGCACCCACAACAACCCGAUUAAAAGGGUUGAACUGCUAAAUGUUCAAAUGUAUACGGAUGUAUAGACAGAUCAGUCUAGAUUUGAGUGUUUUUCCCCAACAGUGACACAUUUCCCUAUCAAGCAUGCUACCUGUGUUCCUGUUAGUGCCAGCUGUACCACUGCCUUCAUGUGAACCGACCUUCUGUGCUGCCACCCUCAGACUAGAGGCCUGACAUUGUGUUCACAUAGACUGGCUGCUGCCUCAGCACCCGUGCCUCUCCCGUCCUCUGGUGAUGACAACAUUCUAUUUGUAUUUAAAUGACAGACUUUUCUUGAGUUUGUACAGCCACACAUUUUUAGUAUAUUUUCACAUUAAUAUAUUUAUUGUUGCUGUAAAUGUUUUACAAUAGUACUACUCUGUUGUUUUUAGUGUAACCAUUAAAACAUAUUUAUUUUGAAAAUACCUUGAUUUUUCUUAUUAAAUGUCAACUAGUUUGAAAGCA
Molecule: messenger RNA, 4280 nt
Organism: Acanthopagrus latus (yellowfin seabream)
Lineage: Eukaryota; Metazoa; Chordata; Actinopteri; Spariformes; Sparidae
Gene: vegfaa
Product: vascular endothelial growth factor Aa
Exons: 7
Coding region: 658-1227 (189 amino acids)
Biological process (GO): positive regulation of endothelial cell proliferation; positive regulation of angiogenesis; positive regulation of protein phosphorylation
Cellular component (GO): membrane
Molecular function (GO): vascular endothelial growth factor receptor 1 binding; heparin binding; growth factor activity
Source: RefSeq, a predicted model, not a curated record